CCUCCCUCCGCUUCGCUCUCCACUCUUUCUACUUCUACGUCGAGGCCGAGAUCCGGAGAUGGAUCGCGAGCGACGUGGAUCUCCCACCGAGCCCUUCUUCUUCUUCUUCUUCUUCUUCGAUCCAAGGUCCGAGGCUGUGAUUUCAAAACAUCAGAUCUGGCGUUCUUUUCCUUUGUUAGAGAUCGAGGUUAGGUCGGUGCAAGGAAGAGACGGUGAAAGAUGCUUCGGCUGCGGGCGUUUCGCCAGACCAACGGCAAGAUCGUCAAGAUCCAGCUUCACCCCACCUAUCCCUGGCUUGUCACCGCCGACAACUCCGACCACGUCUCCGUCUGGAAUUGGGAGCACCGCCAGGUGAUAUAUGAGCUGAAGGCCGGCGGCGUCGAUGAGCGGCGCUUGGUUGGGACGAAGCUGGAGAAGCUCGCCGAAGGAGAAACUGAGUUCAGAGGAAAACCUACAGAGGCUAUACGUGGAGGAAGUGUGAAGCAAGUUGGUUUCUAUGAUGAUGAUGUGCGGUUCUGGCAACACUGGCGGAAUCGCUCUGCAGCUGCUGAAGCACCAUCUGCUGCCAAUCAACAAUCCUCAGCUUUUAGUUCACCUAUUCCAUCCACUAGAGGAAGACAUUUUAUCGUCAUUUGCUGUGAGAACAAAGCCAUAUUUUUGGAUUUGGUUACUAUGCGAGGGCGUGAUGUUCCUAAGCAAGAGCUCGAUAACAGGUCUCUUCUAUGUAUGGAGUUUCUUUCCAGAUCUGCUACUGGUGAUGGCCCACUUGUUGCUUUUGGUGGAUCAGAUGGUGUAAUAAGAGUUCUGUCAAUGAUAACAUGGAAGCUUGUCCGUAGGUAUACUGGUGGCCAUAAAGGAUCGAUCACUUGCUUGAUGACAUUUAUUUCAUCUAGUGGCGAGGUAUUCCUAGUUUCUGGGGCAAGUGAUGGUCUGCUUAUAAUAUGGAGUGCAGACCAUAUCCAUGAUUCACGUGAACUUGUGCCCAAGCUUAGUUUAAAGGCACAUGAUGGAGGGGUGGUGGCUGUUGAGCUUUCAAGGGUGAUGGGAAGUGCACCUCAACUCAUCACUAUUGGUGCUGAUAAAACUUUAGUUAUAUGGGACAGUAUCUCAUUCAGGGAACUUAGGCGUAUAAAACCAGUUCCAAAACUUGCUUGUCAUAGUGUGGCAUCUUGGUGCCAUCCCCGCGCUCCAAACCUUGAUAUUCUUACUUGUGUUAAAGAUUCUCAUAUCUGGGCUAUCGAGCAUCCAACUUAUUCAGCUUUGACGAGACCAUUGUGUGAAUUAUCAUCACUUAUUCCUUCACAAGUGCUUGCAUCAAAUAAGAAACUCAGGGUGUACUGCAUGGUUGUACAUCCAUUGCAACCACAUCUUGUGGCUACAGGAACCAAUAUUGGUGUUAUUUUAAGUGAACUCGAUGCACGGGCUCUUCCAGCUGUAGCUGCUCUACCGACACCACCUGGUGGCAGAGAACAUUCUGCUGUGUACACAGUUGAAAGAGAGCUCAAGUUAUUAAACUUUCAACUGACUAAUACUACUAAUACAUCUCUUGGGAGCACUGGCACCAUUUCUGAAACUGGAAAAUCCAGGAUGGAAACUGAACAAUUGCUUGUUAAGCAGACAAAGAAGCAUAUCAGCACUCCUGCUCCACAUGAUUCAUUUUCUAUUCUCUCCAUAAGCUGUUCUGGAAAGUAUGUAGCAAUCGUACAGCCCGAUAUUCCUUCGUUUUAUGUGUACAAGGCCAGUGAUUGGUCAGUUGUUGAUUCAGGGACUGGAAGACUUUUCGCUUGGGAUACAUGUGGUGACAGAUAUGCUUUAGCAGAAACUUCAUUGCCUCCUCGAAUACCAAUUAUUAAAGGGGGUUCAUCUAAAAAAGCAAAAGAAGCUGCAGCUGCUGCUGCAGCUGCUCAAGCUGCUGCAGCAGCUGCUAGUGCAGCUUCUGCAGCAACUGUACAAGUGCGUAUUCUUCUGGAUGAUGGGACUUCACAUGUCAUGACAAGGUCUAUUGAAGGUCGUAGUGAUCCAGUAAUUGGAUUGCAUGGUGGUGCAUUGCUUGGUGUUGCAUAUCGAACAUCACGGAGGAUCAGCCCUAUGGCUGCAACUGCUUAUUCAACUCAGUCAAUGUCGUCUUUUGGUGCAGCUGAUGAUCCUUUUUCUUCCAAAAAACCUGCUGUGGGUGCUGCACCUCAGAACUUCCAGCUAUACAGUUGGGAGACCUACCAGCCUGUGAGUGGCCUUCUCUCCCAGCCAGAGUGGACUGCAUGGGAUCGAACUGUUGAAUAUUGUGCCUUUGCUUAUCAUCAAUACAUUGUUAUAUCUUCCUUGCGCCCUCAGUUUAGAUAUCUGGGAGAUGUGGCAAUUCCCUUUGCUACUUGUGCUGUCUGGCAUCGCAGGCAGCUUUUUGUUGCUACCCCAACUACAAUUGAAUGUGUUUUUGUAGAUGCUGGAGUUGCACCAAUUGAUCUGGAAACCAAGAGAAAGAAGGAGGAAAUGAAAGCCCAAGAAGCUCAAAGUAGGGCAUUUGCUGAGCAUGGAGAGUUGGCACUUAUUGCAGUUGAUAGCCCACAAGUUGCCACAAGUGAUCGAAUCUCCUUAAGGCCCCCAACGCUUCAGGUAGUUCGAUUAGCCUCAUUUCAGGAUGCUCCUUCUAUACCACCAUUCAUAACAUUGCCCAAGCAGCACAAAGUAGAUGGGGAAGAUACAGUGUUGCCAAAAGAGAUGGAAGAAAAAAAAGUGAAUGAAGUUGCUGUCGCUGGAGGAGGUGUAUCUGUAGCAGCUACUCGUUUUCCUCCAGAACAGAAACGCCCCAUAGGGCCUCUUGUUGUGGUUGGAGUUAGAGAUGGGGUUCUUUGGCUUAUUGACAGGUAUAUGUGUGCACAUGCCUUGUCUCUCAGCCAUCCAGGUAUUCGUUGCCGGUGUCUUGCUGCAUAUGGAGAUGCAGUGAGUGCAGUGAAAUGGGCAACCAGGCUUAGUCGUGAGCAUCAUGAUGAUUUGGCUCAGUUCAUGCUUGGGAUGGGAUAUGCGACAGAAGCUCUUCAUCUGCCUGGAAUAUCCAAGAGGUUAGAGUUUGAAUUGGCCAUGCAGAGCAAUGACUUAAAGAGAGCCUUGCAGUGCUUGUUGACGAUGAGCAAUAGCAGGGAUGUUGGUCAAGAAACUACUGCUGCAGAUAUCACUGAGAUUCUCAGUCUCACUGCUGUUAAGCAGGAAAAUCUUGUGGAUGCUGUCCAGGGUAUAGCAAAGUUUGCUAAGGAAUUUUUGGACCUUAUUGAUGCUGCAGAUGCCACAGGACAAGCUGAUAUUGCUCGUGAAGCUCUGAAAAGGCUGGCUUCUGCUGGAUCUGUGAAGGGUGCUUUGCAAGGUCAAGUUUUGAGAGGGCUUGCACUACGGCUUGCAAAUCAUGGAGAGCUGACCAGACUUUCAGGGUUGAUAACUAAUCUGAUCGUGGCCGGUCAUGGCCAAGAAGCUGCAUUUUCUGCAGCAGUUUUGGGAGAUAAUGCCCUAAUGGAGAAAGCGUGGCUGGACACUGGGAUGCUUGCAGAGGCUGUACUCCAUGCUCAUGCCCAUGGUCGCCCGACAAUGAGGAACUUGGUCCAGGCCUGGAACAAGAUGCUACAGAAGGAACUCGAUCACACGCCCGUUGUUAAAACUGAUGCAGCUGCAGCAUUUUUGGCCUCACUCGAGGAACCAAAGUUUACGAGCCUAGCAGAAGCCGGCAAGAAGCCUCCCAUAGAAAUACUUCCUCCUGGGAUGGCAUCUCUUUCGGCUCCUCCCAUCACGAUUGGUAAAAAGCCGGCCGCUACUGCCACUACUUCUGCCACCGCUUUGCAGGGUCCCUCCGCAGCAGCACAGACUCCUCCACCUGCUCCAAUCCAGAGCGACCCUACUACCACGCCCGACACGUCAAACUCUCAAACAGAGAAGCCGCUUAUGUUGGAAGCGCCUCCACCAGUUGAUCGAUCGGAUGAUAAACCGCUAGCAUUGGAAGCACCUCCACCAGUUGAUCAAUCGGAUGGCACCCGAGAUAAACUGCUAGCAUUGGAAGCACCUCCACCGGUUGAUCAAUCGGAUGGCACCCCUCCGACUGCAGAGCAAGUUGAUGAAUCAGAUGGCACCCCUCCGAUUGCAGAGCAAGUUGAUGAAUCAGACGGCACCCCUCCGGUCGUAGAGUCGGUGAACAGCCCAAGUGGUUCCCCAGAAAUUACCGAGUCACCUCCCCCAACGGAGACGGUGUCACACACUACGAGCGCCCAGAUCCCCCAAGUCGAUGCAGAUGGGACGGUGGGCUAGACGGAGAGAUCGUUACUCCUUUAUAUAAUAAUUGUUUUUGAGAUAAAUAGGAUUACAGAAUCCAGGAAAUGCAUGCAGCCUCUAAGGUCCGUAUCGCAUCUU
This is a messenger RNA of Musa acuminata subsp. malaccensis (wild Malaysian banana), 4386 nucleotides long. RefSeq lists its product as uncharacterized. The record is from RefSeq and is a predicted model, not a curated record. NCBI's taxonomy places the organism in Eukaryota, Viridiplantae, Streptophyta, Magnoliopsida, Zingiberales, Musaceae. Gene Ontology annotation, molecular function: protein binding.